Periconia digitata is the source of this 726-nucleotide messenger RNA. The record is from the annotation of a GenBank genome assembly. Lineage: Eukaryota; Fungi; Ascomycota; Dothideomycetes; Pleosporales; Periconiaceae.
CCCCACUAUAUCAUCGACGGUGCGCCCUUGAUCGACCGGAGCAUCAUGUUAGCCGUCGAUGCUGCAAAGGACACCUUGCCGCAGUAUGCGGCUGACUAUCAAGGCCAGCAAGCACCAGAAGUCAUUGCUGGCUUCCCGGUUCUUUUCCUGCAGACCCCUCAAGAUCCCAAUACAGCUGAGGCGAGGGCUAGGGCUGCAUGGAUCGGCUACCCUUCUCAGGGGCCCUUAACUGCGACUUCUCGGAUUGGGUACAUCAAAGAGAAUGUGGCCCACGCGAUCCUCCUCGUCGACACCAAGGAUCCGCUGAUCCCAGAAUUCUUUCGACCUUGGCCACUUUCACCGACUCUGUGUACCGUGGACAACAUCAUCGGGUACCUCCUCGCUCCAGGCUUCGCCACUUCUCCGACUUCACUUCCCACCGGCGGCAUGGCGACCCUGGAUAUGGCUUUCGUCGCGGCCUGCAUGGGUGUUGCCGACGACGACAACCUGGAGUACAGCCACACUCAUGGCCGUCCGGUAGUCAAGAAGGAUUCUCGUCUCCUGGUUCGUGGACCUCAGCUCGGCAUGCCUCAGUUAUACCUGCGCUGGCUGGGUGGAGCCAUCACCGACAAGAUCAUCAAGAUUCCCAAGAGUGUUCUGAAGGGAUGCUACAGAACUAUGACCACUCGACUUGCUGAGGAAGCUCAGUCGGCUGCAGCUGCUUCAGCAGCUCAGUCUACACCUUAG